This is a messenger RNA of Cololabis saira (Pacific saury), 4746 nucleotides long. RefSeq names its product homeobox protein Dlx3b-like. The record is from RefSeq and is a predicted model, not a curated record. Gene Ontology annotation, molecular function: DNA-binding transcription factor activity, RNA polymerase II-specific; RNA polymerase II cis-regulatory region sequence-specific DNA binding. The transcript has 3 exons. Gene Ontology annotation, biological process: embryo development; epithelial cell differentiation; regulation of transcription by RNA polymerase II. Bases 112 to 1083 code for a protein of 323 amino acids. NCBI's taxonomy places the organism in Eukaryota, Metazoa, Chordata, Actinopteri, Beloniformes, Belonidae.
GAGCUGUGCUUGGGUUGGGCGCAGCCCGCCACGGUGGACAGCCUGGCUGCUGCGUCAGGACAACUUGGGAAACGCCAUCUCUCCAAACUGUUGCGAGGACAGUAAAGAGUCAUGAACGGACAACCAUCCCCUAUCUUUGAAGAGAAGAAGCCGUCCCUCCAGGGCCCCAUCCCGGCCACCAAAGACUCCCCGAGCCUGCCGGAGUCCUCCCCCGCCGCGGAGCUGCAUGGCUUCUACGGCGGCCAGAGCGCGCUGCUCGGCGCGCAGGACUUCUACCCGGCGGCGCAGCAGCCGUACUCCGGCCAGCACAUGAACCCGUACGCGUACCACCACCACUACAACCUGAACGGGAUGGGCCCCCCCGGGGGCUCCUACUCCGUGGGGAAGACGGAGUACCCCUACUCCCACGCUGCGUACAGGGAGCACGGCGUUUUCAGCAGGGAGCUGCAGUCCCCGCUCCAGGACAGCGUGAAAGAGGAGCCGGACAUGGAGGUUCGGAUGGUUAACGGGAAGCCCAAGAAGAUACGCAAGCCCCGGACCAUCUACUCCAGCUACCAGCUGGCCGUGCUGCAGAGGAGGUUCCAGUCGGCCCAGUACCUGGCGCUGCCCGAGCGGGCCGAGCUGGCCGCCCAGCUGGGGCUCACGCAGACACAGGUGAAAAUAUGGUUCCAAAAUCGUCGCUCCAAGUUUAAGAAGCUCUACAAGAAUGGAGAAUUUCCACUUGGAGAAAUCCCCCUGGAACACAGUCCGGACGCCAGCGACUCCAUGGCCUGCAACUCCCCCCCGUCCCCCACCGUGUGGGAGAGCAGUAGCGGCGGCAACAACAACGGCAGUAGCAACAAUGACAGUAGCAGCAACACCGCUAACAGCAGCGGCUUCAAGAGCACCGUGUUGCUGGAUCCCACCAGCAGGGGGCCGGCUCCCUACCAGCCUCCGGUCGACUCGUCCGCCGCCUACGUAAACGAGUACGCUCACCAGAACUGGUACCAGCAGGGGGCCCACUUGGGUCUGUCGCAGUCGGGCCAGACCCACCACCCGCCGACAGCGCAGUCAUCCACGCAGAGCAUGGGGGCCGUCUACUGAUCCGGGAGUUUGGACACCCAGCGAUAUUUGAAAUGUAGCCCCUGAGUCACAUCCACAGGACUUCCUUUCUUUUACUAGGUGGACUUUGGGAUUUGCGGUGACCAGAAACACUUGAAACAUCAGACACGAGACCCGAGUCAUAACUGUAAACAUUAGAAAUGUGCUCCUGUAACAAGAUAAGGCUGAAUUAUGGUUCUGCGUCAAACCUACGCAGUAGGGUAGGCGGCUACGCAGGAGUCUCUCCGUAGCUACACCGUAGCCUGACCUGCACCUCCCAAAAAAUGGAACUACGUGUCGAGGCGACGUAGUCCCAACGCAGACCCAGAGGGCUGUGAUUGGUUCGCUUGGUAGCAACGCAUUUCCGGUUCGUGAAGCAGUCGUGAACUUUCAGCGCUCUUUUCUUCGUGUGUGUGGGAUUUUUUUUUUGGGUUGUUUUGUUUUUUUUCACAAUAGUUGUCCUUAUCUCUUUGAUUCACUGUAACCGGAAAAACCGGAAGCUAAACAAAGUAUCAACUAGUGCUCUGGGGGGGUACUGGACCGUGGAGAAAUGGAGUGACAGAGAAGUACGAAGGGUUCACGACGGCGUCACGGCAACGGCGUAAGCUCUGCGUUGGUUUAAGGCAGAGCCAUAAAUCAGGCUUUAUUCUGUACCGUGACAGUUAAUAUAUAAAAAAAAUCACAUGCCACAUUUCGGUGUAAUUUUACUCCCUUAAACCUUCCUCUCGAAAUGGCCUGUGACAUAGAAGUUUGCCACUAAACCAAAAUAACUACUGAAAGUCAUUAAAACAUAUUCACUUCUGUGAAACAUAUUCUGGGAUGUGUUGCCAUCGGACAGGCCCCCCGAGCUCCUGUUUCCAGUGUUUAUGCCCAGAUAACUGGCUCAAAGUUUUAGGUCUUGAUACCCCAUCUCUUCUUGGGUCAAGGGGCUUGAGGGUGAAACAGGUAAAGGUAGGGAGACUCACUCGAUGCUCCGGCAGAACUGUUCUCAGACUGAGGUGAGGACAAGCGUUUUAACUUGAACAGAUUUGGGGAGGAAGAUCAGCCGCGCUCCGCUGCUGAAAAGCUCACUCCUCUUUAAAGACACAAACAAAAAGAUCAGACUACCGUAUUUUCCGCACUAUAAGGCGCACCUAAAAGCCUUCAAUUUUUUCAAAAGCUGACCAUGUGUCUUAUAAUCCGGUGCGCCUUAUAUAUGGAUCAACAUUGAGCCGCAACAGGUCUCGCAACCAUAGACAUAUAUACGUAGACGCCUCAUGACAUGCUGGAACGGAAUCCAGCGUCGCCGCCAUAUUGGAUGGGUCUCCUCACUCCAGGCUAAAUUAACUACACUGGAGUUCCAGAGUUACAGUUACAGCCAGCACACGCAAGAAUCUGCAAAACAGUUAUUUUUCAAGGUUUUAGCUCCCCAGCCCCAGUUCAAGCCUAACAUGGUAGUAUAAGACCCUGGAAUGAUCUGGAUUUAUUUAUUUAUUUUUAGAUUUUUUUAUAGAUAUAUUUAUUGAGGACAAUAAGAGAAAAAAAAAGGGUUUCAGACCCUUGGUCUAAUGGAUAACGUAACCCCAGCCUCUACUGUAGCGCCUUAUAAUGCGGUGCGCCUUAUAUAUGGAAAAAAAGUUUUAAAAUACGUCAUUCAUUGAGGUGCGCCUUAUAAUGCAGAAAAUACGGUACUUACAGAUGAGAGGUAAUGUCGCACAUCUCCAUUAUAAUAACAGAUCAGAAAAGAGAGAAGGGAUUUUAUUAAUUUUCAGCCAACUUCGUGUUAUUACAGAAGAAAUAAAAAUAUUCAGGAGGCCUCAGUGUGUCAUACUUCACCUAAUAAUCAACCUCAGAAUGAGGGCGGGACAGCUUGCUGCUUAGCUGUCAGGAACUAAAAGGAAAUAUUAUAAAUGUAAAUCUUUUGUCAUCUUUUGUUUUUAAAAUCUGGACUUAUGCCUUGUGCUAUUUUUGGAGUGGCUCCCAACGUCAUAGGAGUGUUCAAGGUUCAAAAGCCUUGUUACAAGAAUAAUGAUGUCAAAUAAAAAAGCAAAAAACAAAAGUAACUUUACAGCUCACUUCUCAAGAGUUUCAGUGUUAUUAUGUUAGUAAUUUUCUUUUAAUUUCGUAAUAUUUUAACGUUAUAAUAUUUAUUUGUGCAAUUUUCUUCUGUCCUACUGUUUGACAUCUUUGACAACUAACUGUCUAUAACAAGAGCAAUUUAUUAUAGAAACAGUUAUGUUGUUCAGAUAGAGCCCAGACAGUUGGUUGCCUGUUUCCUAUUGUUUUUUUUAAGUAGUUGAUUUCAAAUUUAGGGCAGUUAAAGCAUUUUGGUGUGCAGAAGCUGGAUUUCAACACGAGCUGCUGAACGCACUGACUUGGCAGCAGUGGAACUCUCGUGUGACGUUAGUGUCUGCCGCAGUCUCACCAAACCAGUUUUGACUUUUAGGAAAAUAACGAGAUACGAAACAAGGCAGGAGGAUCGUUUUUUGUUCAAAAGCGUGAGCCAAAUCAAACAGCAUCACGGGUACGAAAUGUAAAGCAGCUGUGGUCCUGGUAGGAUUUCAGCAGAAACUAGCUGGGAACAUCCUAGAAAAUCUUUCAUGGAAAUUCAAACGGUGAAAUGAAAGAAUUGUCCCAAUUUGGAAUCAAGUCGUUUAUGUUUCACUGUUUUGCAGAAUAUUGUUAAAGAAACACGAAUCCAUCACUCGCCUGUUAAGUUGUCAAGGAAUUUGUUUUGUUUUCCUUUUUUUUUUAAGCAAUCUUACAUUGUUAUUAUGAAUAUAAUUAUUAAUAUUAUUUACUGGCCACCAUGUAAACAUAUUUUGUACUUGUUAGGUAAAGAUUACCAUAAAUCAAAUAUUUUUACUUACUGUAUUAUUAUUAUUAAUAUCACCACAACUUCCUUGGACUCAGAUAAUGUAGCUCCAUUCCUGGUGUUGUGCAUAGGAUUCUGGGAAUAAUCUGUGCACGUGAGGGGAGGAAUGCUCAGGCCAGAGAUUCAACUUAAUUUGCAACGCUGAUUAAAUAUGACUGGCCUAACAAAGAUUAUCCCGAAAGAUGUUUUUUCCACCUCAGUCUGGUUGGAGGCUGAGACGCCAUUUAGCUCAUGGAAUUCCUAUGGAAAGUUCCCAACUUCCCAAAUUCCCACAAUGUUUUGACCCUAGCUGUUAUCCAGCACGUUGAGUCACUCAAUCUGGAGAUGAGCCAGGAUGGAAAGAGUGAUGACAGCUAUAUCUACCGACGAGGAGCUGCGCUGGAGUGGAAAGCUCUCCAAACAAGUUUCCUCACAACAUCCACAGAAUCUUACAAGUUAAAGGAUUUUCUUACAUUCACCACCAAUUUCUUAGCAUUUUCCUUUUUAAGAUUAAAGGCCAUUUAAAAGGAGAAGAGAUAAAAAAAAACCCAGACGUUUUUUCUUGAAAGCCACUGAGGACAUCACAGAACUGUUUCCACAUGCCCAGCAGGACUUCCCAUGAGUCGUCAGCUCGUAUAUAAAACUGCUGGAGUUACUCUUUGUUCCUGUUUAUUGACACUGCAGGGCCCCGACUGUGCUGAAAUUAAGUAUAAGUACAUAAGUAAAAGUAAAUAACUUGAAAAAAAAUUCUGUUACCACGUGUGCUUUACUCAGGUUCUUUAUUUAUAAUGUCAAUUGUACAUAAGAAGAAGCACAAUACUUUUUAAAAAAUA